This is a messenger RNA of Gigantopelta aegis, 4333 nucleotides long. Its product is annotated as out at first protein-like. The record is from RefSeq and is a predicted model, not a curated record. Lineage: Eukaryota; Metazoa; Mollusca; Gastropoda; Neomphalida; Peltospiridae. The coding region runs from base 75 to 875 and encodes 266 amino acids. The transcript is spliced from 4 exons.
UCAAGAUGGACGACCUCUACACAGGAAAUGAAAUGUUAAAAUUUAAUUUUUAAUUUUUAUUUUACCAAAGAAUCAUGAUGAAGUUAAUUAACAUUACUUUGUUUACUCUUGCGACAUUAUUGUACGGGGUGUCGUGUCAACUCGUCGUGAACGUGAAAGACGAAGGCGGCGACGUCUUGGUUGAGUCGAUCCAUGCCAACACGUCGUCGGACACAUUGACACUGGAAUUCCAGAACACUGAUGGAACUCUAGUCACACAGUUCAUUGAUUUUAAAUCGGAAGCUCAGAUAUUCCGAGCGUAUGUGCCAGCAGAGGAGGAGUUGGGACAGUCGCAGUAUCAGGUUUUGUGUUUUGUGACUCGCUUCAGUAAAACUGACUUCAUAUCAUCGGACGCCAUGUCCAAACUGAGACAGAAGAACCCGACAGCUAUUCGAACCCCCGAGGAGCAAAAAGGGCCGGAGAUGCACAUUCAGGAUCUGCUGAUUGACAUCAACAAAGGUCACCUGAUCAGUCCGCAUCUCUACAACAUCUGCCAGGACGCGGUCGAUACGACGUACUUCCAGGAAAAUGAUCUCAAAACUAUUUCUCGAUCUCUUGGCAAAGACUACACGUCACUGAUGACAGCUGUGAAGAGACUGUAUCCACUGAAAUAUCCUCGCUGUAAGGAUGUCCCCAGUCAAGACUCAACUAAAAUUUGUCUGUGUCGCUACACGGUCUGUGUGGGCUGGUACCCGUGUGGGCUGAAGUACUGCAGGGGAAAGGACUCGACGGGGAAAGUCGUCAAUUACCGCUGCGGUAUUAAGACUUGUAAAAAAUGUAUCGUCUUUGAGCACGUGGCUAAACAAAAACUGUUGUGCUUGUGGGACAACACCUGAAAGAAUGUUAAAUUGUUGACAGUUGAAGUAUAAGAAACAAUGCAGGCAUUGAAUUUGAGCUUCCCUUUUCUUUCAGGAUUCUGUUGAAAUCUUAAAAUGAUGUAAUAUAGAUAUUUUGUUAUUUCAUCUCAUCAUCUUAUGCUUCCGACCCAAAAACUGUGAUUUGCGAAAGCACCGAAUUUUGCCGAGUUCGCAGCCUGUGGGGAAAUAAUUUAAACUUUUAUGUUUACCAUAGCAUGUGUUGUGACUAUAUUCUUGCCUUUGUAGUCUUACCCUGACCUUUGACCUCUUAACUAUGGCAUUUUACCCUAUUCCAUUUCAUUGGCUGUUGGAAUGUUCCCAAAAUCUGAAAUUUGUGAAAGCAGAUACAACCUGCAAUGUAUGUGGGAAAAUAAUGUAAAAUUUUAUAUUUCAUUGACUGUGGGGAUGUUCAGAUUGAUUAAUGGAAAAGGGGGUGGAAAGGUCACAGAUACAAGGUCAGAUUACAGUAAGUAUUCAUAAAAUUAAAAAGAAAAAGUAAUCAAAGUUUUUUUCAGAUUAUGAGAAGAAAAAAAGGGAUUGCAUGUUUUUUUCAUAUAUGAAAACCCCCCAAAAAACUGUUGAUUAUGAAAUUAUAACAAGACUAUUUUGCAGAAAAGUGUCAAACAGUGUAGUAAAAAUUGUGUAAAUGUUUAUAUUUUUAUAUUAAGUUAUAUGGCAAUAUGGCAACUGCAAUUUUAUUUGUUGGUUUAAAUGCCAAAGAAUGAAAAUAUGUUUUGAUUACCUUUAGCAGUUUUUUUGUUUGUUUUGUAAAUUGUGUGCAUGUAGCCAAAUAGUGUUCAGGGGCUUAAUUCACUAAACUCUCGUAACUUUGCGAUCUCACAGUGCAGUGCUAAAAGACUUGCAAAGAGGAUACUUUGUUGUCUAGCAGAGCCUAAGAGACCGUUGUGAAUUAGGCCCCAGAACAGUAGUCGAAGAAAGUUGAACAGUUCAAGUAUGGAACCCACCUGAAGUGAAAGAUAAUAUAAUACGGUUUUAUAUGGUCUUGUAUAGCAUGUUAUGUACCUUGAUAUUUCUGUACCAAUAAGGCUUUUUAUUAUUUGUUUGUUUUAUUUUAGUUUAUUUACCUUUUUUUCAGUUUUAGUAAGUUUUCAGAAAUUAUGUAUUUAUUCCUAUGAUGAAAAAAACAAAAGCACGACAAGCUUGUAAUCUAACACACUGAAUGAGAACCUUUAUACAUUUUUAUUAUAUUGGCUAUUUUUUUAAUGUACUAAUCAUGACUAUGAAAAAAAAAGAAGAGCUGUGCUUGUCAAAAAUUGUUCUUGCCUGUAAAUCCAUAUUAUAAUAUAUCUAUAUCCAUUUUAAUGAAUCAUUGAAAUAAUUUUCAGAUAUUUAUAUAUGAUCUUCCGUCAUUUUUACUAGCUUUUUUAAGUCAGGUUUUUUUUUCUUGAACAGUUUCUACGGCUAAACAUAGAAAUACACUACCAGGUAUUACACAGCUAACCUUUUGGUCUUAGCAUCCUGGAAAAUUUCUGGCACGUUGAAUUAAAUUUUUUAUUCCAAUAGCUUGGUUUGUUUACAGCAUAUUUUUGACAAUAGCUAUACGGUGUGUCAAAUAAUUUAGUUAUUUUGACACUUGGGGAAGGGAGAGAGAAAUAUAGAAACACAGACAGAGAAUGAGAGGAGGAAGAGAUGGUGGGGGGGGGGGGGGAGAUGAGAAAAAGAGAAAGACAGACAGACAGGGGAAAAGAGGAUGGGAGAGAUAGAAGGGAGGAGGAUAGAAACAGAAAGAAAGACAGAGAUGUUUUAUUUAACGACUUACUCACCGCAGAUAUUGAGAGAGAAAACCCACUGUCGGCACUUCAUGAGCACCAUCCCACAGACAGAGUAGUACAUACCAUGGCCUUUGACAUACCAGUCGUUGUACACUGGCUUGAACGAAUAGAGACCGAGAUAAGAGUGACGAAGAUAGAGAAAAAAGGAGACAGACAGACACAGAGAAAAAAAAGAGGGAGAGAGGUGGAGGGAGAGAGAGAGAUAAACACAUAAAGGGGUGGGGGAGAGAGAAGGAAGAGGAGGAGGGAGGAACUGUUAUUGCCACAUAGCUACUUGUAACAAAAAGCAAUAAGGGAUCUUUUAUUGUAAGUUCUAAACUAAGACCUGAAGAUAAUUGACUGUUACUAGUAUUUUUGUAGAAUGUUUAAACUGGUGCUACUCUUGUAUAUUGCCUGACUGUUAAUAUAGUCAUGCCUACAGCUGCUGACCCUUAGUUUCCGAGAUACGUACCGGUUUGUUUCACAUUAAAUCAGUUUUCAGAUAAACACCUAGGUGAGCACAGACAUGUUGGAUUCACCCACAUUAAUAAUUUAAACAUUAAAUUCUAAUAAUUAAUCAAAUAAUAAAAAAAUAUAUGCAAGUUAAUAGUUUUAUAAAAACCUGCAGUAGUGAAAAAUAUCUUAUUUCUAGGGUCAGUGGUUUUAAAACAAUUUUGCUUUGCUGUAUUGUAACUGGUCUGCCAUUUUGGUACCAGAUUGGUUAGUAGACAUAGUUAAAUUGAAGUGAUUAUUGAAAUAUAACACAACAAUCUCUAGUAUGGCUAAAACUGCAAAUAUUUGUGAGCAAACAAUAUAUUUUUAAUGUUGGCCUGGUCCAAACAUUUCACAUGCUAAUAUCUGUGAUAUUAAAAAAAAUUAUAUAUGCAAAAUGCUUAUCAUAUUCGACUCACGGGGUAUAGCGAACAUUACAAAUGUGGAGAGUGAAUGGAAAAUAAAUAUCUCUACUAACAAAAGUGAUCAUAUACCAUAAACAUACUAGUAAUCAAGGGAUGACAAUAAUCUGAUUGCAAUCAUAUCAGGUCAGUUGGUCUGUAACCAGUGCUUAUAUUUAAAAUUCAGCUGAUUUUAAUUACAGUAGAGUUAACAACUGAUUAUGUCCACACCCAAAAAAUAGUUGUUAACUAUUUCACAUUUUAAAUUUUAUUUAGGGUUUUUAAUUUUUUUAAUUUUUAAAAAGACAUUUAAGCGGGGUGUGGGUGACUUUUUGGGGUGGAUGGGGCAUUAAUGUAAUAAGCGUAAUGCAAUGCUAUUAUAAUCUUUUAAAAUAAAUACUUUUAUUUUUGGAUUUAAAAAAAUAUUUUAGAGAAUAAUAUUUGUUUUUGUGAAAACCAUCCAUGACUAUUAACAUACAUUAUUAUUAUUAUUAUUAUUUUAUUUUUUUUUGAGGUGGGGGGGGGUGCUUUUUUUUAAUAACUUACUGACUUAUAAUAUACUGCAUUUACUUUGAUAUUGACAACCAAUAUCUUACUACUAGAUUAUAGCCUACAUAUUGUUAUUACAAUAAAGAUAGAAAACCCCUGCCAAAACUUUCGUAAUGAUUUUGAUUCUAGUGCAUGAUUAGUAAUACAUUGUACUACAAUAGCUUUAUACACAAAUUUAUAUGCAAAAUGCUUUGAUAUAAAAUAAAAAUUAUUAUGCAACAAA